This is a messenger RNA of Eufriesea mexicana, 1491 nucleotides long. RefSeq names its product spindle pole body component 110. NCBI's taxonomy places the organism in Eukaryota, Metazoa, Arthropoda, Insecta, Hymenoptera, Apidae. The coding region runs from base 1 to 1491 and encodes 496 amino acids. The transcript is spliced from 3 exons. The record is from RefSeq and is a predicted model, not a curated record.
AUGGACAGCUUACCUGAUUCAUUCAAAGGAGAAGUAGAUUCUGUUACAUCAACAGAUUCCUUGCAAUUAAUAACUGAUGAAUUCCAUAUUAGGCAUUUAUCAACUCCAGAUGUUUCAAAUAUAGAAUUAUCAAAACGUGUUGCAUUAUUAGAAUUAGAAAAUGAAAGACUGCGAAUAGAUUUAGAAAAUAUACGUAUUGAACUCAAUGCUAGAAUUGCAGCUAAUGAGGGUCUAAAGGGUAAAAUAACAGAAUUGUAUGUAGAAAUGCAGUUAGUAGUUCAAGAAAAACAAAAAUUACAAAAUAAUUUAACAGAUCUAAAUAAUCAUUUAGAUGCAUCAGAAGCAUCUAUGAAAUGGUAUCAAUCUCAAGUGCAUGGUUUACAAGCAAGCAAAAAAACUUUACAAUUAGAAAUUGAUACCUAUCAAGGUAUUUUGCAAAAAAGGCAACAAACUAUAGCAAAUAUAAAUGCUAGAUAUAAACAAUUGAACAUGGAUUAUACUGAACUUCUACAAAAACAUCAAAAAGAAAAACAAGAUUUAGAAAAUGAAGUGCAAAAUUUAAAAACACAAAAUCAAUCAGACACUAUGUUGGAAUCAUUAAAUAUCAAUUCAUCUAAUUCUCCAGAUAUCUGUACAAAGUUAGAAUUGACAGAAGAUGAAUUACGGGGUACAAAAGCAGAAUUAAAGACAUUAGAAAAGCGACUUUUAGGCAAUGAAGUUUCCAAAGCAUUGUUGGAAAAUGCUUUAGCUAAACAACGUAUAUUAAUUACAACUAUGGAAGAAAAUAUGCAAAAAUGUGAAACUAAAAAAAAUCAAACUGCUGAUACACUACGUAAAACACAACUUGAAAUUCAAAAGUUAAAAUCUGAGAACGAAGCAUUGCAGACUACUCUGUUUUCUUCCAAACAGGAACAAAGUCAGAUAGAAGAUGCAAUAUUCCAGCUACGAUUACAGUUAACUAAAAUGAUUGCUCAGUACAAGCUUCUGAAAUCCAAAAAUGUAGAAGCAGAAGAAAAAUUAAAUUCAAUGCAAGAUGUAAUAAAUGAAAAUAAACGUUUAAAAACAUUGUCAUAUGAAGCCAACACUACUUUAAUUAGGAAACUUAGGCAAGAAAAACGCAAAGUUAAAUGUUUAGAAAAUAAACUUCUUGGUAUUCAAACAAAGGGAUAUUUAAGUAAUAUGAAAAACAAGAUGGAAGUUUCUUUACAUGAGUGCCUAAAACAGGUUUUAAUAAGAAAUAAAGAUUUAAAAGACCAAUUGAAGGCACUAACAAAAAACUCAGAUGAAAGUAUUGAUGAAGGAUAUGGUGAUAACAGUAUUGCUAGUUCUAUUUCUAUAAACAUUCCAUCACCCAAAUCUAUUAAUCCAGUAUUAUUAGAUGCAAUUUCUAAUAUUUUGCUGCAAUCUAAGGAUUUUUGUAAACCAAUACAAACAGAACUUGAACAUCUAAAAUUAAAACUUAAUAAAUUACAGCAACAAUGUACUACAUAG